AUGAAUCAACAGCCUCAAGGAUUAGACCAAUUUACUAUUCAAUUAGUUAUACCUUAUUCAGACUUCUUUGAUGGAGACCAAGAUCCAAUUACCUGGAUAGAAGAAAUAGAAAAGACCUUUGAUGCUAACAUGAUCUCUCAAGACAAAAAGAUUACUGUUAUUACUUCUCGACUUAGAGAAGAAUUGUUUAAGAAAGUUGAAACAAGAGGACAUGCUUAUUCUGACUCCACAAAAACUCAAAUUUUUGUUAAUGGCCUUUGUCCAGAAUAUUGUAUUCAUAUAUCUACUUUGACUCCA
Messenger RNA from Diversispora eburnea, 297 nucleotides. Lineage: Eukaryota; Fungi; Glomeromycota; Glomeromycetes; Diversisporales; Diversisporaceae. The record is from the annotation of a GenBank genome assembly.